AAAAUUCAUAGAUAAAGCUACAACCUAACUUCGAAAUUAAUAAUUUCUUCAGUUCGAGAGUUGGACCAAACUCUCCAUUUUUAAAAAAGUGGCGAUGAAACGAUAGAGAAAGAAAGGUACCAGCGGGCAACGGUAACUGGAAACAAAUUAAUUUUUUUCUCCUCUGUAACGUUACUCUUUGUCCUCUCCCAAACGUCCUUUUUAGUCCACUUCUCUCUCUCUCUCUCUCUUACUCACACCUAGGAACUCGCUCUUCCACUCCACUCUUUGUAAAAUUUGAACGCCGAACUCCGCUCGCUUAGACGGAAGAGGAGAAGCAAAAAUGCCAAGGUUUGUUUGAGCUCAUGGUUCCCUUUUGGUUAGAAGAAAAGCAGAAAGGUUAGAUUUUUAGCAGUUUGAUGUAGUGAUUUUGUGCUGAAAACAGAUCAUCAGAGCUGCCGCACCAACGCCAUUCUCAUCGCGUUCCGCUUCGUCUCAAGUCUACAGCUUCCUCGGAAGCUAACUCCCUCCACCGCACCGCCGGCUUGGAACGCAGCGCAAAGCCCGAAGAUCGUCGCUCUGCUCACACUGUUCUGCAAGAGAAGAAGAAGGUGUUGAGAAUGGCGGAUCUGGAGGCGAAGCUGGACCAAACUAUGGAUGAGCUCAAGAAGCUAAAGGAGCAGUUGGCUUCAGCAGAGGCGGCAAAGACGGUUGUGCAGAAGAAACUCGAUAAGGUGAAGAAAACUGUUCAAAAUCCAGAUGAUGUGGAUGAGAAAGACGAAAAGAAGAAGCUUUUGCCGAUUGAAAAAGACAGUGAUAGCUGCAUUACCACCUUAGAUGGAGAUCAAAUGGGCUCCUCUUGCAGUGAGGAAAAUGCAAGCCAGCUGCAGACAAAAGUGGUGAUGAUUGAGGAAAAAGUUAGAUCUGAGGAAAAGGAGAUAGAGGAGGUGGAGAGUAAGCUGCUGGCAGAAUGUGCCGAGAUUCUGGAGAUGGCUAUGGUGAGAGCCAAGCUUACUGAGAAGGAGAAGGAGCUGAAGAUAGUUGUGGCGGAGAAGGAAAGCCUUAAAAAGGAAGCAGAGGAAGCAAAAGCUUGUUCUUUUAUAGCCGGUCAGAAAACAGAGGAGAUGGAGAUCAAGCUGGCAGGAACGGAGGAGGAGCUGAAACAGAGCAAGUCAUUGGUAGAGCAGCUAAAGCUGAAGCUGGAGGCCGAGGCAGCUGCCAAAGCAUCCAUGGAAGCGGAGAUGAAGCGUCUCAAAAUCCAAACCGAUCAGUGGCGCAAAGCCUCAGAGGCUGCAGCCUCCAUAAUUGCCACCGGAGACGAGAAUUUCAGAUCAACUCAGAAACCACUCGAAAGCUACAAUUUCUCAACCAAUGGAGUUCUGUGGUCGCCUUUGAUCACCGGAUCGCAGAUCGAUGAAGGACAAAAGAAGAGAGGCAGUGGCAGCGGCGGCGGAAUCAGAGUGUUUGGAGAACUCUGGAAGAAGAAGGGGCAGCAGAAGUAAUCCGAAUUUUGAACUGAAUGUAAACAAUGGUUGUGAAUCUCAUCAACCACUCCGUUUCCUUCUACUUCCACAUAUCUUCCUCUGUUCUCUGCAAUUUGAUUGCUCUGUUUGUUCUUCUUAGAAAACGAAUUUCUUUUGGAUUA
Molecule: messenger RNA, 1624 nt
Organism: Dendrobium catenatum
Lineage: Eukaryota; Viridiplantae; Streptophyta; Magnoliopsida; Asparagales; Orchidaceae
Product: interactor of constitutive active ROPs 1
Exons: 2
Coding region: 600-1481 (293 amino acids)
Source: RefSeq, a predicted model, not a curated record